UUGACUUGAUCAUCACUAACACACAACUAACCGCCUCUUCCAUUUGGGGUUGGUGGAAGUUGACUGAUAACAGAUUCAAGUUUUCAGCUUUUUACAUCCCAAGAUUCAUAUUUCAACCCAAACCUACUUCCCCAAACCCUAAUACAUUAUAUUCAUUCUUUUAUAGCUACAUUUACUUAAUCCUAACAACAAUUUAUUGAUAACCCAAUACAAAUUAGGUUAAAUUCUUUGAAGUUAGUGGAAAAAGUGUUCAUUCUUUGUUGGGUUUAUCUUAUAUCUUGCAAAGGAGCUUUCUUUUAGAAACUUAACGCUUGAAGCUCCUAAAAGCUUCCUACCAAAAAUAACUCAAAAUGGCGGAAGUAGCAAAGGACUUGACUGCCGGAACAAUUGGAGGGGCUGCACAAUUGAUAGUUGGUCACCCUUUUGAUACUAUCAAGGUGAAACUCCAAAGUCAACCGGUCCCACCACCAGGUCAACUCCCUAGAUAUUCUGGUGCAAUAGAUGCUGUCAAACAAACACUGGCAGCAGAAGGUCCACGGGGUUUGUACAAAGGCAUGGGAGCCCCUCUUGCCACUGUGGCAGCCUUAAAUGCUGUCCUCUUUACCGUUAGGGGACAAAUGGAAGCUCUUUUGAGGUCUCAACCUGGUGUACCCCUAACAGUGAACCAGCAGGUCGUUGCCGGAGCUGGGGCUGGAGUUGCCGUUUCCAUCCUGGCCACCCCAACUGAGUUGAUCAAGUGCAGAUUGCAGGCCCAAAGUGCAGUAGUUGGAGCAGUAGCCGGUCCAGGGGGUAUUGUAGCUGCUGUAGCUAAGUAUAGUGGUCCAAUGGAUGUGGCUAAGCAAGUCUUGAGGUCAGAAGGAGGAGUGAGAGGUCUCUUUAAAGGACUGGUUCCUACAAUGGGUCGUGAAGUCCCUGGAAAUGCAGCCAUGUUUGGUGUUUAUGAGGCCCUAAAGCAGUAUUUUGCUGGUGGGACUGACACUUCUGGUUUAGGCCGCGGAUCAAUGAUCAUAUCUGGAGGUUUGGCUGGUGCUGCAUUCUGGAUUUCUGUUUACCCAACUGAUGUAAUCAAGAGCGCGAUCCAAAUUGAUGACUAUAAGAACCCUAAAUAUUCGGGUUCAGUUGAUGCUUUUAAAAAGAUCCUCAAAGCUGAGGGAGUUGGUGGUUUCUACAAAGGUUUUGGACCUGCAAUGGGAAGAAGUGUACCGGCUAAUGCUGCUUGCUUCUUAGCUUAUGAAAUGGUGAGGUCAAGCUUGGGUUGAUCUUAGUUUCUUAGUUGUCAUGUUAUCCUUUUCAUAAAGAGUGAUUCUUAUACAUCUUUCAUUUACAUUUUCACACAAAGAUGACUUGAUUUCAUGACUUUGAUGUCGUGAAUUGUCUUCACAAAAGUGUAGUCAGCUGCUUCAGGGCUGCCCUUUAACCUUCUGUGUAAUGAAAAAAAUCUUACAAGAGUUUGUUUCCAUUGUA
Messenger RNA from Erigeron canadensis, 1464 nucleotides. RefSeq names its product mitochondrial carnitine/acylcarnitine carrier-like protein. The record is from RefSeq and is a predicted model, not a curated record. Lineage: Eukaryota; Viridiplantae; Streptophyta; Magnoliopsida; Asterales; Asteraceae. The transcript is spliced from 5 exons. Gene Ontology annotation, biological process: mitochondrial L-ornithine transmembrane transport. Bases 351 to 1259 code for a protein of 302 amino acids. Gene Ontology annotation, molecular function: L-ornithine transmembrane transporter activity.